Messenger RNA from Ylistrum balloti, 4230 nucleotides. Its product is annotated as protein amalgam-like. Gene Ontology annotation, biological process: cell-cell adhesion. Gene Ontology annotation, cellular component: cell-cell junction. The transcript has 9 exons. Gene Ontology annotation, molecular function: cell adhesion molecule binding. Bases 556 to 1803 code for a protein of 415 amino acids. Lineage: Eukaryota; Metazoa; Mollusca; Bivalvia; Pectinida; Pectinidae. The record is from RefSeq and is a predicted model, not a curated record.
UAUCUAAAACUGACACAAGAUAUGUACAUGGUACUCGUACCACACAUAUCUAGCAGAGACUUGGAUGUAUACUAGCCAGAAGCGAGUCUAACGUCGUUAGAGGUACAGGCGGUGAGGCCCUGAACAUGUGCAUUUUAUCCUGAUUAGCUGUGAUGGAUAGGCUAGCCGUUCUGUCCUGUCGAUGAAUGAAUGGACACCUUGGAAACAUCCGAGUCAGAUCUAUGUCAAAUAUUGACCAAUGUUCAUAGUGUUCUAUUAGGAUUAUUAUAACCUAUAACUGACCAGGAGAUUGUUGGUAAUAUAAAGGGGCUACUGAAGGUGGUCAAUACGUUUUGUUUACAUUAUAAAAAAACCUUCUGCCCUCUUUACAUCUUCCUGCCAGGCAGAUCAGACGUUUCUUUGUGUAUGCUACUGCAUCAACACCUUUUUCUCUUAAUAUCAAGAUAUAACACUCUAGAGGAAUUACAUUUUUAGUGUUGGGUUUCAGGGCUGGCUGGUCUACACAUGGAUUUUAUCACAGAAAACAUCACAUCUUAGGCUUAAACAGACCCAAUCAUGUGGAGAGAAUCAUGUUUUUUGUCCCUACUAUUUACAGUGGUAGCCGGAAACAGUGGCCCUUCGUUGGAUCAACAUCCGAUUAAAGUUAACCUGAUAGCGGGAUUCACGGCAGUGCUACCUUGUACAGUCAAGAACAAAGGCCCAGGAACUAGGGUGUUAUGGAUCGGUCCAUCAGGAAAUUUGUUGACGAUGAACGAAGUCACAAGAACGUCAGAUAAACGAAUAAGUGUGCGAAGUCCAUAUGAAGAUGACUGGAACCUGCGUAUCGAGCAAGUCAAAUACAGUGAUCGUGGGAAUUAUACGUGUAGAUUGUCCACCAGACCUGUACAGAACAAGGUGGCUGAGCUAAAUGUAUUACUAUCGCCAAAAAUUCUGACAGCAUACUCAAGCAAGGAUAUGGUUGUGAGAGAGGGCUCAGAUUUGGAGCUAGUGUGUAAUGCUACAGGCGUUCCACAACCCGAGAUCACGUGGUACCGAAAGCAAAAAGACUCUCCAAAUGCUAAAACAAAUCUUGGUACAGGUAGUACAGAUCAGCUGUUAAUUAACAAUGUUACACGUGACGAGGCUGGAACCUAUGAAUGUGUCGCCCGUAACGACGUCGAGCCAGCAGAUUCAAUAUCUAUCAAAGUGGAUGUACAGUUUGCCCCAGAAAUUGAAAUAGAGCUUGAAAGUCUCAGUCAGAAAGUUGGCAAAAGCACUGUACUGGAAUGUGUUAUCACGGGGUUUCCUAUGGAGGUCGCAGUCUGGAGAUACAAUGGCAUUGAUAUCGAGGAGAGGACGUGGAAAUAUGAACCAAUCGUGUUUCAGAGGGACGGAAACACAAUAUUGUUAAGUCUAGAGAUUCGGGAAUUAAGCCCGAGUGACUUUGGUGUUUACACAUGUUUUGCUAGAAAUGUUCUUGGGUCAUCAAACAGGACUAUACUUUUAAAAGAGAUGCCGAUAACUACACCGUUACCUAUAACACCCAAACCGACCACUACAUCUACCGAUGUCACCACCAGUACGACAAGGGCGACAACUCUCACCUUUACACCAGGCAAGGUUAUAUCUAGUACAACAACGAGUAGUGGUGUUGUGAUAUCGGACAAAAGUCCGUCCGAUGGGCCUGCCUAUACUCUAAAUCCACCAGAAUCAGAAGCAAACAACGGGAGUACAAGUCCAGGGCAAAGUAACAGUUGUUCGACAUUCCGAUACCAUAGCUGGAUAUUUCUUAUUCUGUUGAUACCUUGCAUAUCUUUAAUAUGAAAACUAAAAUGUGUUCAUAGAAAAUUUAUAUAACCUCCGAAGCACUAUCUGAAACUGUGUACUCAGACUAAAGUUCUUACUUGAAAAUUGUAAGAUCAGAGCUACAGUGACUCAGAGGCAAAAUCAAGAUGGACAGCGUUGUUGAUUCUGCCGAAACUUGAACAAUACAAAAUGUCAAGUUCUAAUAUAACUAUGGCUGAUUCGCAAACACGGAAGAGGGAAACUGACGUCCUAAUUCACGAAUGACUGGUCUCACUGAUAGUCAGUCACCACUGUCGUCAAAAUAAGACAGAAUUUCAAAUAAUCUUGUGUUGUGAAUAGUCAAGAUUCAACUUUUUUGUAAAAGUAGGUAGUGCUUAUGAAUUCCGGAAAUACCGUUGUAUUGUUGGCAAUACAUAACAUAUAUGUGAAUAUGUGAUGCGAAUAUUUGCAAAUUAUUAUAACAUUAAAUCCGGACAUUACCUGUUAACAGGGUCAUGUGAACUAGUCAUUCAUAUGUAUACAGUAUUGUAUACAUUAUCAUUUUACAUAAUAUCUUUAACAUUUUGUGUAGCCAUUAUACUUUUACAGACACACGUGAUGAUAUAUAUUCCAUUAUAAUAGUUUUACUAGGUUGUGAAAUUUAUUCAGAUCCUACUUUAAAUAUAUAUCCGCCUUGGUAACCAGUUUCCACUGGCCUAGUUAUUGCGACGAUCUGUAAAAUCCUUUAUUUUCUAACGCUUUUCGAGACACAUGAUUCACUGUAAUAUAUUCAUCUCUUCAUUGAAGCAGUAUCAAUAUCUAUAUACAUUAGACACAUAAAGCAUAAUUUUAUCAUCGACGAUUAUGGGCAAAAUACGGUGUGAUAAAGUUAUAUAUGUGUUUGAUUUUUUAGAUAUCAUAAUGUAUGCCAUGAAUUCAAGAUAAACAUCGUCUGUUUAAUCGGUGGCAAUUUACAACGUACACAAACUUCAUCACUGACGUUAUAUACACACGUGUAAUAUUAACGUCGCAUUGUCCUAGCUUGCUUAGUUCUCUGUUGAUAAUGUCUGUCGCUACUUUGUUAAUAAAUACUCUGGAAAAACUAAAAACAUGAACUUGUUGAUGAAAAAUUUAAUCUCGAUACGUGUUUUCCAGUGAUAUGUCUGUAUUGAGUUAUUUGUUACAACUGAGAUUUAUGUGGAAUUCUGUCUGUUGCUGUAUUCCAGUAGGUGCUCUAUGACACUUAUUGAACUAUUUCAAAUUUGAAUGGUUUUUAGAAAAAUCUAUCAUUUCAAUUUUCUAAUUGAAUAAGUCUAUAUUUACAAGUGAAAAAAAUUGUCGAAGAGGAUCUGAAGGGCAGUGUACUGUUUCUGUUCUCCUGUUUGAGAGCGAGGUGUCGGAUGAACAGUGUAUGGAGUAUUUCAUUGUAAAAGGACUAACUGUUUUUACACUGUCUUGGUCACUGUUGUCUUUACGUAGAAGUUUGAUUAGCUCUUAGUUAUUAUUUAUUGUAUGUUUUGUCUUUGAGAUUAAUCAAAUAAAUCCGUUAUCAAAAGCUAAAAUAUCACGGGAUCGAAAUAAAACACUUGGUUAAAAUGUUCUUCUUAACAACAGGAACCUUUAUAAAAGUUAUGGUAAUUUUACCAAACAGAAUCAAGAUCUACUUUUGUACGUUUGGGUAUAGGGCAUGAUGCAGAUCUUAUAUUUUACUUAUUACAAUAUUUAUAAUAAUGAAAGAGAAAUGAGACAUUUUAAGAAUGCAAAAAAAAAAAAAUUCUAGAUCUUUUUUCGGAAGAAUGUGAUAACCAACUCAUUAAGUCAAUGUACAGACUUAUCCUGGUUUAAUACUGUGUGUCCAGUUAGAUAAUUGAUUCUCUGAAUGAUGCAAUAUACACGUUUUAUAAUUUUCCAAAACAUUAUUAUGAGCAUCAAUUCAUUUGUAAAUAAUCUACACUAGAAAGCAUGAAGUUUGUCUUCCACAUAUUGACAGAGUCAUCCGGUGAUAUGCAAUACAACUAUAUUUGUAAAUAUAAUGCAACACUGAUCAAAAUUAAUUCUUAAAGUUAAGAAAACAUAAUUCGACCCAAUAAAUAAAAAAAACAGCGAAACAAACUUAACAGAAAAAUAUGAUGUCAUAGUCACAUUAAAAUUGCUGUUAAAAAGUUUUUUUAUUUUCGAUAUAUAGGUUUUUUGAAUCUCAGUACUACUAUUUAUUCGUGUGAAUGUCUGUAUCAUCUGUUUAUUUGAUAUAAGUUUCAGUGUUUUUUUAUCACCUCAUCAGUAUUCAUUAUAAGCACCUAGUGCUUCGUUGUAUAUUGUGCCAAAAUCAUGCCUGUGUGCUUUUUAUAUCGUUUGCAAUUAACAUUUGUACAGAUAAGUGGGAUUUCUGUUAUUAUUGCACAUACUUUGUUUCGUAGCGAUUGAACGGUUUAUUUAAAUGAAUGAAUAAACAGUGGCUAACGUAAA